This is a messenger RNA of Diaporthe citri, 2400 nucleotides long. RefSeq lists its product as uncharacterized. The record is from RefSeq and is a predicted model, not a curated record. Gene Ontology annotation, cellular component: anaphase-promoting complex; nuclear periphery. Gene Ontology annotation, biological process: anaphase-promoting complex-dependent catabolic process; positive regulation of mitotic metaphase/anaphase transition; protein K11-linked ubiquitination. Lineage: Eukaryota; Fungi; Ascomycota; Sordariomycetes; Diaporthales; Diaporthaceae. The transcript has 6 exons. Gene Ontology annotation, molecular function: protein binding. Bases 1 to 2400 code for a protein of 799 amino acids.
AUGUCGGCCAAAGCACUGAAGCUUGGCCUGUUUAGCCAGAGCAGCUUCCCGGCGGCCGUGUCCCCGGAGCUGCUGGCAUGCUCGCCCACGCUGAACCUCGCAGCCACCGUCAACGACGCCAACACCCUGGCAAUAAGGCGUGCCCAAGGCGAGCUCGUUUCUAGCAGCACCGAUCGUGCCCACACUGUCCAGGCAUUGUGCUGGAGGCCCGACGGUCAGUUCUUAGCCGUCGCAUGGGAUGACGGAACUGUACGUCUCUUGGGGGUGGAGAACACAAAGGUUGUCCACCGCAUCAUCGUCUCUCAGCAACCUGCAGACCUAGACGCAGACCCGGAGCCCAUCACAUACGUCGCCUGGGCCCGCAACCUGACGGGGAAGCGCCACUUCGGCGCCGUCAAUGACAUCGCGUCCGGGCUGCGAGGCCUAGGCCUGUCCUCGGCGGAUGAGCUGCGCCAAGGCGAUUCAGGAGGAGCUGGGGCCGACGGCCUCGCGGACCUGCCGCACGCGCUCACGUUUCUCGAGAUCGACGCCUCGCUGCCCAAGAUCAGCCCCCUACCGGUCUCUGGCGGUAUCGGGGACGACAUGUUCGUUUUCUCGACCACUGCGUCCUUAGAGUCUAUGUUCUCGCCGCUCAAGCCCGAAGACAACGACCAGGUCGAUGUUAUGGUUGUAGGGACGAGAGACGGCUGUGUGCAGGUCAGCAUCUACGAUUCCUUCCCUAUAGGAACUUUCAGGAUCCCUAUAAAGCAGGGCCCGAGCCCCAACUCCAGCCAGCUCGACGGUGGCUAUCAGCUUGGCCUGCACGCCGCUCACCCGGAGGUGUCAACCCACGCUCUGUUGCUACGUCUAAGUGGCGAGGAGCGUGUCAAGCAUCUGUAUCUGGUCCCCAUGGAUUUAAGAUUUGUUUCGUAUUCGCCGGUGAACCUGUCUCUCCUGGCGUCUAAAACGACCACAUUACAAAAGCUACUGCGGUAUUUGAAGCAAACACAAACACACAUCGUUAAUGAGUGGUCCUCGACGCGGGAACUGCCCUCUCGCUUCCUGUCGUUCAUCCAGGAGGACCUUCAGAAGAUGGAGUCUGGCCCUACGAAUAUUGUCCAGGCCCUGUAUCAUACUGUCCUGACGGGACAUGUCCAUCGUCCUGUCAGAGAGUGGCUGGUAGACAGCAUUGGCGAUCGACGUUGGGAGAAGGCAGUCAUCCCUGGACUCGAGAAUCUUCGUAAUCUCAUACACGAGAACAUGCUGCCAGCCAUAGAGCGUUGCACGCUCAUCUUGAGCCGACUCUCGGGUAUCGCUAGGUUCCACGAGGAAGAAGACCACGUCGGCUUCACAAAUACCGAAAUAACGCGGCUAGUCGACAUCUUGUCCGCCCUGAACCUCAUCUGCCACAAAGUCCUCCUCAUCACGAUGGAGGAGCUGGAGCUCUUCCGCAUGUUCUCGUCCUGGGUCCGUCUCACCAUAGAUAGGGUUUCCUCCAGCACGGUGCCGGAGGACUUGAUGGAGAAAGAGGCCCUCCUAGACCCGGCCAAGAUACUCCGGUACGUCGAGAGGUACCUGGUCAGCAGCCCCAUGGCCAUUCACUUUGCGAAAGUGCCAAGGGAGAGUUGGGACGAGGACUGGGAGCGCGUGCAGGAUAGCUCCGGGGUUUUGGAUGAGCUGGACAAACAGCUCAAGCGUCACGAGGCCGGGGGCCCGUACAUGAAAGGCCUGACACAGAUGGCUUUUGUGGUUGACUUCCUCACCGCAAAGGCGGCAGAUGUCUUCAAGAACAUUGCUGAGGCGGAGAAGCGCAGUGUCCGCUUCGGACAGGCUGUGAAACUGGAGUUGGCUGGCGGGAACUCGGGCCUGGAGACUUUCACCGCCGUGGAUGCGAGGAUGUGCUCUGUCUCCAAACCAAAUGGUGUGGACGGCGUCACGUACACAGCUGUGGUGACUGAGGAGAACCCAUUUGACGUUGGUGUCUUCGAGACCAAGAUUGAGGUUAUCAAUGGCAUCAGCAGCGCCCCUUCCACUGCGUUCUACCACAGCCACUGCAUGGAACCAGGCAGCGGCGGCCGGAUAAUUGACAUCAAGUUCCUGAACGACGAUGUCCUCCUGGCCUUGUGCCACUCCAAAGACGGGAAGCCGAACCUGCGACGCAUACUGUUCCGGCCGGUGAGUCCCCGCUACGAGGCCAACGAGUCCGGCAUCACAACACUGUCGUACGGGGCGUCGGCGUCGUCGGUGCGGGUGAUGGAAUUUCCCGAGGACGUGGCCUCUUUCGUGCCGGUGCGCAUGGAGGUCAUGGAGGCUAGCGACGCCAGGGGAGGCGUCCCUGCACGGGUCUGUCUGCUGGGCAAGGAUGAGGUCACUUACAAGGUGUAUUCCCUGCCGGACCAGGCGCAGAUGCUGCAAGCUUAG